Polistes canadensis is the source of this 563-nucleotide messenger RNA. RefSeq names its product defensin-1-like. Lineage: Eukaryota; Metazoa; Arthropoda; Insecta; Hymenoptera; Vespidae. The transcript is spliced from 3 exons. The record is from RefSeq and is a predicted model, not a curated record. Gene Ontology annotation, biological process: humoral immune response; defense response to bacterium. The coding region runs from base 16 to 417 and encodes 133 amino acids.
GAUUUUGCCUAUAUAAUGAGCGCAAAAUCUGGUAAAUGGUUAAGUAUCAUUUUAGUAAUCGUCGAGUAUCGAUCUGCUAGUAAUCGAAAUUUCUCUUGUUCAAAAAUGAAGAUUUACGUUCUCGUGUCUGUUGUGCUGGUUAUUGCAACGGUUAUCACCGCUGCACCGUAUGAAUUAUCAUCGUCUGGUGAGUUUGAACCACUCGAAGAGAUCGCAGAAGAGCCAUUGGAAGAACGUGCUACUAGACAAAGAAGAGUGACCUGUGACCUUUUAUCUGCUGGCGGUUUCGUUGGUGAUACUGCAUGUGCUGCUAAUUGUUUGAGUAUGGGUAAAGCAGGUGGACAUUGUAAUGGCAGCGGUGUUUGCGUCUGUCGACAAGAUUCUAUCAAAGAUUUAUUCGACAAACGUUUCGGUUAACGACAACGAAAUAAGGAUUAUUAUUAACGAAAUUUGUAUUACUUAUUAUAAAAAUUAUAUACUCUUUUAUACUUUAUAAAACAUUUCUGUACGUACAAUAUAAUAAAACAGUUGUUUCGAUAAAAAGUUAUUUCUAAAUUAAAUUG